Messenger RNA from Pelobates cultripes (western spadefoot toad), 23262 nucleotides. The record is from the annotation of a GenBank genome assembly. Lineage: Eukaryota; Metazoa; Chordata; Amphibia; Anura; Pelobatidae.
AUCCGCCCGAACUAGCGCUGUUAUGCAAGCAGUGUGGCGCGAAAAAGGUUUGUGCUGAGAGUUUGGAAUACUGUCACUUGUCACAUACAGCAUGAGUGCCAGCUGUACCCCACCGCAGGGCAGGAUGGGUAGGAGAAAGAAGACCUUACAGGAGCAGCAGGUAAAGGAGACUGUGGGGAUAUAACUCCCAGGGCUUUGCAUUGCCCUCUCUACGGACAGACUGUGUACGUACAUCAGGGCAAAGCGGUGUAUCAGUGUUAUGUAUUGACAGGCAUAGUGUCACAGCGUGUUUAUUAGCGGAGACAUUGUCAUAAAUGUCAGGGAUGUCUGGGGUGCAGGGAUUAGAGUCAGGGAUGUCUGGGGUGCAGGGAUUAGAGUCAGGGAUGUCUGGGGUGCAGGGAUUAGAGUCAGGGAUGUCUGGGGUGCAGGGAUUAGAGUCAGGGAUGUCUGGGGUGCAGGGAUUAGAGUCAGGGAUGUCUGGGGUGCAGGGAUUAGAGUCAGGGAUGUCUGGGGUGCAGGGAUUAGAGUCAGGGAUGUCUGGGGUGCAGGGAUUAGAGUCAGGGAUGUCUGGGGUGCAGGGAUUAGAGUCAGGGAUGUCUGGGGUGCAGGGAUUAGAGUCAGGGAUGUCUGGGGUGCAGGGAUUAGAGUCAGGGAUGUCUGGGGUGCAGGGAUUAGAGUCAGGGAUGUCUGGGGUGCAGGGAUUAGAGUCUGGGAUGUCUGGGGUGCAGGGAUUAGAGUCUGGGAUGUCUGGGGUGCAGGGAUUAGAGUCUGGGAUGUCUGGGGUAGGUUUAGUAAUAGUGGUUAUUGUAUCUGGUCUAACGCCUGUCACCUAUUCUUCACUUUAAUACUCCGCUUUAAAGUGUCACAUUUGGCUAUCAUCACUGCACAGGGUAUGAGCAGACAGUACCCUCUUCUCAUUGUCAAAUUAAUUUACAGAAAUUGCUGCAGCUUUAAGUCUCAUCCUAUAACCAUUAAAGAGCUAUUCUAACCAACAUGACCACUUCUGCAUUUGGAAGUGAUCAUGGUGGUUGGAGUCUUUAUGAACAGAGUUUGAAAGGCUGCAAAUGCAGAGAUAAUUGCACUUGUGUGUCAGGGCCCGGGUAGAUGCAUGUCCAGCACACAUUACUUUGGCAGCCCGGAACUCUGUCAAUUCUGUGCGAAAAAUAUGUCCGUCGUCAACACACACUGCAAGCUGGCAACAGACAUUAUUAACUUCUACCUUGCAGGCAGUGUUGUUAGAGGAAACGUUCAUCUCUCUUCUCUCCGUGGUUUAAUUUAUGUCUGCAAUGACGUCCUAUAUGCUUAAUGGAAAACUAAUAGCGUUAGGAAUACAAAUGUGUAUGCCUAACGCUAUUGUGCCCUGGUGGUCGUUUAGGUUAUUGGCCCCUUAACCUUAGCAAGAAAAAGGGAAUAUUGCUGAAAUAUUUUUUUUCCCUCGCAGUCUCCACACUGCCAUUAUACCUCCUUGGCAGAGGUCAUCAACUUCGAUGAUCUUAGCCAAUCCAAUGCUUUUCCAUUGGGAUGCUAUUAUGCAUGUGCAGAAAAAUGCUGCGCUGACCAAUCAGAUGGUCUCUCUGAGACCACCUGAUUGAAAUGGCAGAAUCUUUUAUUACAACACAGGAUUACUGCUACUGCACCCCUUUCUCCCCAUCUUCUUUAUGUUACCCACAUUUGUGUUUCAAACAACGUUUUGUGCAUUUCUGCAUAUGGUUCAAAUUAAUCCUUUGGUUGGUUUCAUGCACUUGUAAACCACUUUGUUGAUCUAAUUUUUAUUUUUUUAUUCUUUAUUUUUUCCGUGCAUAUAGGCUUAGCAGACAUGCUCGUGGUACCCCAAAGGCAUUCCACUCGCUUAUAUCAAUGCCAUUUGUUACAGUGGGGUGUAUAUAGAGACACGUGCACAUUUUAUAUUUAAAGUAAGAAUAAGUAGUGAUAAAACAUGAGUAAUAGUAGGACAUGCGUAUAGUAGGUACAUUAAGCAUAACAUUGCUGUGAUUGCAAAAUAUGUGUUAUUCGUCUGUACCCAUCCAAGAGAUGCAGUACAAGACCUGAGCUAUCGCUAUUGCAGUUAGUCUGUGAGGUUACAUGUCAUGUCUAUUUAUGUCGCUUUAUGAGAUUGGUUGCCAGGUCAGCCCACAUAUUUACUUUAGGCUAUUAGUUAGAAGGCAUUUAGUACCUAUGUCUAAAAGCAAUUAAAGAGCCACCCGUUAGCAUACAGGGGGUUACUAUGUGCUGAAGAGAAAAAAAGGAAACAUGCCAGUUUAAGCAUAAUGUAGGUUUUAAGCAGGCUUGGGUUGCCCCAUUAGUUUGGUCUAGCUGGUAAUUUAUUGAAUAGGCUGUUACGAUAAACACAUAUAAGAAUUAAAGGCAUAAACUCAGCAAAAAUUAAAAGAAUGUCUAGUGUGCAUAGAGCAGUUCUUAUUUUAGGAGGCAUGGUGAGGAAGUCCAGCUAUGGUGGAGUAUGCCUGGCAGGCUCCGGUCUUGUGCCUCCGCUCAUCCGAUCCUCUGGGUGCCAGGAACAUUCCUCAAGAACUUCCGUUACCUGGGGUGUCAGAGGCAUGGAGGUGGUUAAGCGCCAGACGUCCAGCAGGUGCUGGCGGAGGUUUGCGUUGUCGGCACUUUGUUGAUCUCAUAUGCAUUUGUUGCUUACUUUUGUAUUUAAUAUGCAAACCUUCAAUAAAGUCUCAAAUAAGAAGAAGGAAAAAAAAGAUGGCAGAAUUUUACUCUGCCAUUUUGGAGGAAGCACCUCUAUUACACUGUAGGGUUAAAACACGGAAGACAUGGCACCCAGACCACUUCACUGAGACAAAGCAUUUGAUUGGACCAAGGAGAAGGUUAGUGACGUUGGACGGGAUGUGGAAGACCUUCACCUGAUGCUAGUUUUCAUGCGAUUUUUAAGUGUUUUUCACCAUAUAACAUAGAAACACAUAGAAUAUGACGGCAGAUAAGAACCAUUCUGCCCAUCUAGUCUGCCCAAUUUUCUAAAUACUUUCAUUAGUCCCUAGCCUUAUCUUAUAACUAGAAUAGCCUUAUGCCUAUCCCACACAUGCUUAAACUCAUUCACUAUGUUAAGCUCUACCACUUCAGCUGGAAGGCUAUUGUAUAAUGCACAACAUGGCACUAUAAAGAAUAUAAAUAUCUGCAAAAAAAAAUAGCAAAGACACAGCAUGUACACCAAGUAUGUGUAUCUCCCUUCCACUGGAGAGAGCCCAUACCAGAGGCAUCUACAAUCUCAUCAAACGAAUACUACACACAGGCUGAUUUACAAAACUGUAAAUUGAGGCUAACCGCAUAUAUACAAGGUUGUGCUUAUAGCAUUUAAUGGUGACAUAAGUGAUUUUAAGUUGCUCUGAAAUUUGACAAAAUUUGGAACGGAGACACGAUUUAGAGUGCCAAAUGUACUGUUUUACUAUGUUGAAUUAUAAAGAAAAAUAAAUUAUUUCCAGAAAUGUCUCUGUAAAGCAAUCAAUCACGUGCAGUUUGCCAGUUGAAAAUUAUACAUGCUAUAUUCUUAAUAUGUGAUGGUAAUAAUACAAUCUCAUGCAGAAUUAAGAGUAGUUUUAUUUAUUUAAAUGUUACUGUGUUCAUAGGAAACUACGCCAGUUGACAGAAAAAUCUCUGAGCAUGCAUCCCAGGACUCAAACCGUGAAAGCAGUGCAUUAUCACCUCUUAAAAAACAGAAUUAUAGGCAAAAACGAAGUCGGCAUUUAGAGUGUCAAGAGGAAGACAUCCCAGAGAAGAAACAGUGUUUUGCAAGAGCGCACCCCAUUGUAAUGCUGACUCGAGUAGCAAUAGAGUCCUCAGCCAACACAACUCCACACACCGUGGAAAGAAGCAGUGAUGAACACUCUGAUCACACGCAGGAAACUAAUGAUGAUAAACAGUCUGAUCAGGUAAAUGCUGCUACCUCUCAGUCAAGCAUUCCCAAUCCACAUUCAUUUCUUCUGCAUGGAAAAAAAUGUGUGAUUUGAGCAAAUGCCACUAAAUGAAAGUGCAGAAUUGUAUAGUAUAAAUUGACAGAAUCUGCAUGUGGCUGCACUAUAAGCAUCACUCACUCAUUCACAUGGAGUGUUGUUCUCAUGAUUGUGUAGUGCGUCAUAGGUGUUUCAGAAAGACUAUGAAUCAACUAAGAUAUCACAACCACUUCCUAGUUGAAGUGCAUUGCAGAGCAGGGAGCAAAAUCAUUUAAAAACGAAACCAGCAAAAGAGCCAUUCCGUGUGUGUAUACAAUAUACAAGAUCCAGUGCACUCACUCAUUCACUAAACUGCAAUUUCAGAGCUUAGUUUUGUUAAACACACCUAACCAAAGCAAAAAUAAUGGUGGUUUAGUUACAGUGUAUGAUCAUACAUUGCAUAAGCCUGCCACAACGUCAAUGUAACCCAUGGAUCUUGAAUGUUGUAUGAAUUGGCCCAAGCAGCACCCUUAUAAUGUAUGCAUGGUCAAGUGAGUGCAUAUAUGAAACCAAGAACUUUAAUAUAUAAAUAUGUAUAUGUAAAAUCAGUACUGUAGGUUCCUUAAUAUUUGGCUUCUUUUUCUUGCUCCCAUGUAAUUAUACUAAUUAACAAAUAAUUUUGUCUUUACAGGAGCUGCUAGGCCUUUCUCCAUAUGAACUUGAAAGGCUGAAAAACAUUAAGGAAAAUGCCAAGUUUUUAAAUUCUUUAAAACUGCUUGAGGUUUGUAUUUCAUAUUUUGUUCAACUACUUUUUAAGUAACGUUCUAUUUGAGAAUCUGGGGUGAGGUGGAGAAAUACAUAUAUGCCAUUCCAAUCUCCAAACAAUGUAAAUUAAGGGAUGGUGUAACAUAGUACAAUGAGUGCUUGACAUUCAGUUUCUUAAAAGUUCCUGAGGCCAUAUCUUUUCUCUGGCUCUGUUGCCUUGUCACCUAGGACUUAAUUGAUUAAACACAGAGCUGUAUUAUAUUGGAAACUCAGUUUAAAAAACCCAAGCAUGACUAUUAACAGUUUGAAUUUCCCAUAAUUUGGUGUUCAGUGAGUAACCUCCUGGAGUGUAGAAACUAGAAAAAGUGUCGGGCUACAAAAUUAAUAAAAGGAAUGGAACACAUCAUGAAGAAAGGUUAACAAAUUUAAACCUAUUUAGUUUAGAAAAACACAGCCUGAGAGGGGAUAUGAUAACAUUAUACAAAUAUAUUCGGGGCCAAUACAAACCAUUGUGUGGAAAGCUAUUCACAAACCGGACUUUACAUAGGACACGAGGUCAUGCGUUUAGACUGGAAGAAAGAAGAUUUUGUCUAAGACAAAGGAAAGGGUUUUUUUUGUUUUGUUUGUUGAGUCCAUACAGAUGUUCAAACAGCUACUAGAUGCAUACUUGCAAAAACAGAAUAUUCAAUGAUAUAAUCUUUCAAUGUAGGGUAAUAACUGCUUGAUCCAAGGAUAAAUCUGACUGCCAUUCUGGGGGUCAAGAAGGAAUUUUUUUCCCUAGUUUGUUGCAAAAUUGGAAAUGCUUCAAACUGGGUUUUUUUUGCCUUAUUUUGGAUCAGCAGCAAAAAACAAAUGUGAGGAAGGCUGAACUUAAUAAACGCAAGUCUCUUUUCAGCUAUGUAACCAUGUAACUCACGUGACCAAAGUGAGUGGUGGAUUCAAUACAGAGAUUAUUUUGAUUGUUGGCUUAUUGGACAUGCUUCGGAUAUAAUGACCUAAAGUUCACAUACUAUGUAGAAUAAUCAGAGAUAUAAUCUGGUCAUAGUGUAUAUUUUUAAGCAAAUCUAAAACAAGGCUUCUUUCAUUGGCAGUGCUGAGUAUGAAUAUGGAAAUUACCUAAAGAGUAUCCCCUCCUAUCAUUGCAGAAGGACAAUGUUAAAAACUGAAAUUAGUAUAAAUAGUGCUGCUCACUCCUUAUUGGGCAAUCAGUGUAACUAACAGUAUUCUCAGACACUGCUCCCACCCAGCUGAUGGGCCCUUACAGAAGAGCUAGUCCUUAUUACUCUUACUGUGGCUUACCUUUGAUUCAUGUGACUGCAAAGAGGCCUCUGCAUCCACGUUUUGGCACGAGUCCCAUAUGUUCCCCAUCACUGCUCCAUGUGUUAAUCAGGAUAUUGAGUUUAUUUAUUUUUAAAAUAGUUUCCUUGCUUUGACCAGUAAGUCUGUAUCCAAUUUUUUUUAUUUGAUUUGCAUUUUAUUUAUUUAGUUUUUAAUCUUUUCUAGUCUGCUUCAGUUCUCCGUUCUUCCCCAAACAAUCGAAGAAAGACUAAUGGAAUCAAAAGGUAUGUUGUUUUGUUUUAAUACUGUUUUUAUGUUUGUACCAUAGAUCGAAUAGAGCAAGACUAAUUUAUGUUGAAGUGCAUUUUCAAGAGGAGUUGUCCAAUAAACUCCUUCUAAAAAGACAGCUCAUCAAAUGUUCACUUUUUUGUAAGGUUUAUUACAUUUAAUGAAACUUGAUUAUACAUUUUAAAAUUAUGUAUAUUGAUUUAUCCCCCCCAGGCUGAACAGCCAUAUUGGAUCAGACUGACUAGCUGCUGCUCAACCUAACUUGGUUUAGCGGGCAAGUUACAGCAUAGUGUAUUUACUUUAAUGCCUCUUUUCUCCACUAGUAAUUGAACUUUAAUCACACUAAAGUCUGCUGUAGGCUCUAGCAGGGAAUAAGAAAUGGUAAAUUAAACACACUGCAGUAAGAGAAACUAAACAAAAAAUAUACGUUUUUUUUUUUUUUUUUUUUUUUUUGCCAGGAAGUGUGUAGGAGUAGGCUGUUUAAGUCACAGCGAGGGGAGGUGUGGCAAUGACUGCAUAAGCAAAGCUGUUUAACUCCUAAGUGGCAGAGAAUUGACCUAUGACACUGCAUGGGCAUGAUCCAAACACCAAAACUACUUAAGCUAAAGUCGUUUGGUGCUACAUGUCCCUUUUAUAAAGGCUGGUAUUGUUAUAAAAUGCUUAGGUUUCUUGUUUGAUAAAUAGUAAAAAAAAAAUCUCAAGACAUUUAAAGGGAUACUCCUUAACAUAAAGUACUCCAGCUUGCUGAAGUGCUUUGUGUCAGCAGCAUCAUCUCUUAAUUGCCGUUUAUAAAGGUGCUGAUUAUUAUAUAACUAAAUUCAAAAGCACCACCCUGACUGUGUGUCAGAGAGCUAAGGAGGUUUUCUUACUGAUUCUGUUCGCUCCACAGAGCAAAUGUAAGUGGCAGGUAGGCACCCACAGAGCCCACUUUGGGGAGGAGGGAAGCAAUCACUGGGUGAAGAUAGGUAUGUUGGUGGAAUCUAUGAAAUCCAUUAAAUUUUUUUUUUUUUUUUUUUAUAGGGAGAAAAAAGUAAAAAUAAUAGAGGAAUCAACAAGACGCCGCUCCACAAGACUGCAAGGAAUUAAUAAUCCACUUACUAAUAACACAGAGCAACCAAAUAUGCCAGAGCCGGUAGUAUUGGAAGAACAUGUGAGUAACAUUACACUGUAAGCAUGAAUAAGGUAGUGUUAUCAUAAUACCCUUUAGAGGGCGCUGUAACAUCACUACAUGUGAGUGCUUUUACACAGUUGUCUUUUAGGUUUAUGGCACAUUGCUAACUUGGCGUCUGUGUGCUGCAAAUGCUUGAUAAGCUUGCAAAUUUCAUAUAUUGAUUGGUCGGAUUAAUCUGAGUAUUUUAUUAGGUUGCAUAUCACUCUGCAUUGCAGAAGUUUAUUAAAUAAUGUCCCCACUUCAGGACAUCCAUUUGAAUAAAAUGUAGAACAAAAUAGUUAGGGCAACAAUGCAGUGCGAUAAAAACUGGCUUUCUAUAGUGUGGCUUACUUUUGGAACGCCUGGAAUGAUAAAUGGUCUUCACAUCUGACUAGGAUAACCGUUAAUUAUAUUGAAUUCUAUUUUUUUUUCUCCUUUUUUUUUUUUUUUUUCUGCUGGCAAUGUGCAUAUGUACUUAAUGCUUCAGGGAAUUUGUAUAGUAUUACGUUUGAAGAAGGGACCUAAGUGUUCUUGAAAUCUUGCAAUAUGAUAAAACUAGUUAGCCAAUUAAACAGCAUAAAAAAAAAAAAAAAUAUAUAUAUAUAUAUAUAUAUAUAUAUAUAUAUAUUUGUAUGCACUUUGCGAUCAUAUAUUCAGGGUUAUCAAAGAGACUUUCACAUGUGAGAUCAAUAUAGUUGAACUGGAAAUUUGGCAAUUUUGGCCUUAAAGGGACACUAAAUAUACACAGUCCACUACAUCUCAUAUAGAGUAUUUGAUUGGUGCAGCGUGGCAAUUUGCUGUGCACAAGCUCUAUCCUCCCAAUGCGUCCCAGAAUUUUCUCAGUCGAGGAGGCAGGGCAGCCGUGGAGCACCAGCUGUGAGGUUUAAUGUAAGUAAACUGUACCUAUUUAACCCCUUACCGGAGUGCAUAAUGCCUGAUGCUUAAAAUAGUGAGAAUUCUAGAACACUGUUUAUAAUCCUAAUGUUACAGUGCCACUUUAAAUUUGAAAUUCACUGUGAAUUCCUGUCAAUUCUCUCCAUGUUUGUUUCUACAUAUGAUGGGCAUUCUAUCUAAUUCCUUUUUUCUGUUUACCAUAUGUUAAGCCUAUGAAGCCUCCUGGUCCACUCGAGCUGAUGCCAAUCAAUUUCGUGGAGGGCAGUGGCACAUUUGAGAACUUUGUGAAGACAUGGGACUCUAUCAGCCAGGUUAUUUCUUACUUACUCUAAUUGUAUUGUUCUGUUUGUUAGCAGUUAUCUCUGGUUUUGUGCAUAAUACAUUUGUGUUUAAUCAAACAGGUCGUCACUGGCAGUUCCAAGACAACACAAUCUGCAGACUUUAAAAGGUGGGAAUAUGAUUUAUUAUAGCACGGUUUAGCCUGCAAAAGACAAUUAGAAAAAAAAAAAUAACUGUGAAUUCCACAUUGUUACAUUUCUAGUAAUAAUUCUUCAACAUUAUGUUGUCAAAUUGCCUAUUCACAUUUAAGCUUAUUCAUUAAACUGCAAGUAUUAGAAUCUGUGUUGGGUUAAGAGGAAUCAGAAAAUUCAUUAUAUUCUAAUCUUUAACGUUACUUGAGUUUUGUGGUUUUCAAACUAAUGGGAACAUUUAGCAGCCAGCGUACCAGAAGCAGGCAAACAUUAAUAAAUAUGUUUGAUUUUUGCCUUUUACACGGUUCCUUCUUUUUGGUCCAUCAGAUAUGUAUCCGGUUUGAAGAGCAUGUCCCUAUUAGAUAAUGGAGUUGCAAAGGUUGUUCGCGACCGUAUUUUUUCUGUGGCUGUGCAUCCAUCUGAAAGCCAGAUUCUUGUAGCAGCUGGAGACAAAUGGGGUCAAGUUGGGCUUUGGAACCCAGUGAGUACUUUUUCCACAGCACUUUAUGACUUUAAUAAGUGAUACCAAUUGAUAAUUGUCAUGGAAAAUACUUUUUGCCAAGCUGCGACAGUGGGGAGAAUGUGAGCAAGAAAGGUUUAAUAGACCAGGUCAUUAAAGGUUUGAUUUGGAUACUAGAGCCUAAAGACCACUUUGGAUUAGAAAUGUUGUGCAUUGUAGUGUUUAUAUUAUUCAAAACACAUAUAACAAAUUAUAAGACCAUAUAAUAAAUAUAAGAAAAUAUUACAGAUAAAAAAAAAAAAACAUAAAAUAAAAGUGGACUUAACACAAAUAACUACACUCAACUAUCCAGUAAGCUAGACCAGUCUAUGGGAACUUAAGUCCAGUAAAUGUUGGAAGAAAAUCUUCAGAAGACAUUUUGCAUUGGUUAGGCCUGUUUACAGCUAUAUCUGUCCUGCUAUUCAGGCCAGCCCCAUUGAUUACAUGACUAGUUCAAGACACCUUCAUUCCACACUGACCAAUGUUCACAUUUCUACUGGUACAUAAUUAUGACCUCCUUAUCUUAGGCAAAGUAGUGAUAUAUUCUCAUUCUUGUGUGGUGGAAAUAUUUGAACAGCUUCUCUUACACAGUGUCACCAAGUAUUGUUUUAAUUAUUUUUUUUAAAUUCUUUAGUUUUGCGUGCACAAAACUUAUCCAUGGUUCAGCAUAUGCAUCAUUUGAGAGGGUAACAGGUUGCAACGUUGGUUAAAUAAUGCAUUUGAUAAGUUUUAGCACUAUUUUGUAAAUUAUAACAUGUGUAAAAUCCUAGGUGGAGGGUGAGGUCAUGUAGGGGUGUAGUUGAGCUACUCGUCUGCGGAUUCGUUACCUAGGUCAUGGGUCUGUGAUGGAGGCAUGACCCCAUUGGUGUUGGCAAGUAGUUGUGUUGGGUUGUAGUGUGGUGCUAAGGGUCACCAAGUAUUUUUAUUACAAUAUUUUCAAGAUUAUUUUUCAGUGCAUGCAUUUUUCAUUAGUUCUAGCAGUCUUUACAUUGCAGAAAUGUCUUCAUAUAUUAUGUCUCAUGUUCCAUGAACUUUGCAAUCACUUAUCAGUUUUCUGUGUACUGCAAAUCUUUUCAGAAUCACAAAAUUUGAAUGUGUUCCAUCCUCACUAUUGGCAAAACUGCAUAAUGCCCAUAUUAACUUCCUUUGCAGAAUCACCAGUCUCAUGAUAAUGGAGCGUAUGCAUUUACCCCUCAUUCCCGACCCGUUUGCUGCAUGUACUUUUCCCCUUCAAAUUCAGCACACCUGCUUUCACUCAGUUAUGAUGGCACAGUACGCUGUGGAGACGCGAACCGUUUGGUCUUUGAAGAGGUAAGAUCAUUUACAUUGUGUUCAGAAUAGCCUGCUACAUGAUUCACAGUGGAAACAAACUUCCAUAAACAUCUAAUUCACGUUUAUCUAAUCCUUUUGGUUGUACUAGGAUCUCUAAUUCUUUUUUUAAAUGUGCAACUGUUCACUAAAUUUAAAAUAGUAAAGUAUUAUAUUAUAACUGGAAAAUUAGGAAGCAUAAAAGUCUUUUCAAACCUGUGUGUUUGUUUUUUGAGGUUAAAGGGACACUGUAAGCACCCAGAUCACUUCAGUUAAUUGAAGCGGUCUGGGUGCACUGUCCCAGGUCUCUUAACCCUGAGCAGGUAAUUAUUGCAGUUUUUUUAGAUAACCCCACCUAGAAGGACUUGCAGUGUCAGUUAAAGCGGCACUGUCAUGCCUUUCCCCAAUCGUUUCCUCUUCUCUCCCUCUCUCAGGAUCUGUUCAUUUCUUCCUGUCUGCUCUAGUUUUCUUGAAAACAUAAGAAAAAGUAGGGACUAUUUCUCUUAUGGAGGUUUUCUACGCAGUGACCAGCAGAGGAGCUAAGUGUGCUUCGUUUCCAGUGGUCACAGCAAUUUUCCCGUGAUCCUUGGCAUUCCUCCCUGUUCCCACGAUGCCUUCUGUCAGUAUUGCCGAAUUGCGUUCUAACGGUUUCUCCAUUCGUGUUAGAACGCAAUUUGGGACUUUGUUCGUAUUUGAAUUUCAUUCGAAUUAAUGAAACUCCGAUACUAUUCAUUGCCGUGGCUGCAUCUUGCAGCCGUUUAGGAGAUAACUCCCUGUGGCUGCUCACUGUAAAAAAAAGCCUCCGCCCUGUGCGACGGUGGGGGCCAUCAUAAAGAUGAGGGGGACACACCUACUGUCCUCCCCCGGACCCCCACCCCUGCGCGGUGGGUGUGGGCCAUAAAUUACAAUGGGGGGGGUGGACCUAUUGUAAUUUAUGAUCUCUCCUUCCUUAAUACUCGGGUGUCUCUUGGAUGAAAAAAUAACUAUGUAACUAUGUAGUAGAUGUACCACAAUGAAAAAAUGCAUGCAUUUAUUGAUUUAUUUUUUUCUUACAUGGGGGGGAAAUAACUGUGUGCAAAAGAUGCAGACUUGGUGUGUACAGCCUGUGCAAGUCUUCCCCUCUUUCUCUGGCACACACUUUUCAUCUGUGCCAGGAAAUUCUUUAUUUUGAGAAGCCUUUGUGCCGGAGCACUUGUAUAAACUGUAACAAGUAACAUGCUAAAGUGCAUCGUGUGUGGAGUAUCUAAAUUACAGGCAGGCAGUGUAGCAUGUUUAUGUAAAAUCAAAGAGUAAAUUUUUCAAAUCUGGCAGGAAAAAUAUGGACAUAGACAGACAGGUGUUGUAUGAAGUGUUUCAGUUGAAGAUACAGAAGGAUUUCUUGAGCUGCAAGGCAUGCAGGGAGUUAAAUGAAUGGACUUUGGUGCAAUCCAGUUAUAACCAAAUUAAUACAAAAUCUCUUACAAUCCAACAAGCAAAUACCAGAGAAGACAGCCAUGUGGACAAAGCUGCGUUAUUACAGCGAUGGAAAUCUAGAAUCCUUAAUAUGUUUAAACAGAACUUGAUUCUCUUGUUUAAGAUUUAUUAUCUUGUUUUCUAGAUUUACCGAGAUGCAGAAGACUCUUUUUCGUCAUUUGAUUUCCUAUCACCAGAUGCCUCUGUCUUGUUGGUCAGUCAUUGGGAUGCACAUUUAUCGCUUGUGGAUAGUAGAACGCCAGGAACAUCCUAUGAACAUCGAACAAGCCUAGGAAUGAAGAGUGCCCGCACUGUGAAUGUGCAUCCUGUAAACAGAAACAUUUGUGUUGUAGCAGGGGCAUGGUAAGAAUGGCUGUUUAAUUCUCAACAGGUCUUUAAAGAGUCUCUAAACUUAACACUAUUUUUAUAGAAGACAUGAAAAUAAAUAAUUAAGUCCACUUUAAACUUUCAGAGCUGUUCUUGUGUAUAAUCACUCAUCUUUGAUGUUGGAGAGCUGUUUGUGGGCUCCUCAGAAAUCAUAAAGUGGGGUGGCAAAUAUUGGGCAGAAUGCAGGGCACCAGUUUAAGAAAGAUGCAUACAUACAGGAUUGUAGAGUAGAAUUAUAUUUUUCCAUACAUUUAACUCUUCUGUGUAGAGCAGCAGCUUUGGAUGCAUUGCACAUAUUUUUCAGUUCAUUUCUUAGUAUUUCUUCACGGCUUGUAACUGAACCAUGACGUUGGCAGUGCUAAUACAGUUAACACAAUCUAGGCUAUUUUUAUUGUAAGUCUGAAGCACGGCCAAACUGACGGAAUGAUAGUGACUUGGCAAACUCUAUUACCUCGUUUUAGUAUUAACUGUAAUAUCCUUACAUUUCCUCAGUGUCCUUUCUGAUUAUUUUAGUUCUGUGAUUACUCCUGUUCAUUACUGACAACACCGUGGCUGUUCUGAUUAUAAAGAGACCCUGUUAGAAGUAUGAUCUUUCUCUGAUGCUACUUAUUAGAUCGCUGUGUAAAUUCAGAUUAAGUAUGGGGGUGGAAAGUGUAACGCAAGACACAUUUGCCUGUUGAAGUGGAGGUCUGUCUGGCUUGUGCACACGUCACAUAAGAAACUGGCAGCAGCAUCGAGACUGUAACCUGAUUCCAAUCCCGUAAUCAUUCCAAUUUUACAUACACAGUGCCCUUCAGGAAGUUCCAGCUGGUAACUGUAUACAAAAAUCCUUCUCUGCUGAGUGUGCACAAUCUUUUUUUUGCCAAGGCCAGAUUUAGUAUAGGCAUCUAUCUGUGAAAUGCAUUUUUGUGUAAUAUAAGUUGAAACAUUUUACUGCAGACUAUGCAGCUGCACUGAUUAUUUGCCCCCAAUGUUUGAUCUUGUAGACAGUGACUUUUUUCAUUUUUUGUAGUGAUGUUUGUAUUUAUGAUGUCCGAAAGCUCAACAAGAAGACGACACAGCCAGUGCUCUCAUUGAUUGGCCACACAAGAAGUGUAGCAUCUGCAUAUUUCUCUCCCGUGACGGGCAACCGAAUUUUGACCACAUGUGCCGAUGAUUUAAUACGGUAAUGGCAAUUUAUUUUUGAAUCAGGAGCAAUAAUCUUGGUGUUUACCAAUUGUGGUUAUUACCUGUAGAUUAGGCCUGUACUAUAGAUCCAUACAAGUGCUUUUUUGUUUUAUAAAUUUGAUAAUACACCAAGAAAUGCUACAGAUGUAGAGAAUAAACUAAUAUCAUCGAGAAAAAACACAAUUUGUGUAACAAUAUAUAGUAUGAAGGCUUAGUCAUACCAGUUAACUGUGGAGGCGGGUGGUGAAACAAGGUCAUACAGCUAACAGGACCAUUGACCUAGCCUGUGAAUGUGGGAGGGUACUGGACAUAGGGAAGAAGUGAUUAAUACAAGAAAGAAGGAAAUCAGUGUGGUUUUCUGAUUACACUGCUCCUGUCCCAUCCUCGAUCAUUUAGUGCCAUACACAAGGUGUAUUAACCAACAGUCUGAUUUUGUUUUUGUUUUUCUCUGCAGGGUGUAUGACAGCUCCAGUCUGAGCUCAGUGGAUCUUCCUUUUACUUCACUCAGGUAAGGUUUACUACCAUUUACAAGUUCUGAGAGCACAUGUAUAGCCUAUUCACGACCAAAUGCAUAUUAUUCUAGAAUCACAAUUCAGUUUUAUAAAGACCUUAUGCCAGCAUUGAUAGUCUUUUAUUAGUAGAAACAACCUAGGGAUGUUAACAAGUCAGCAGCCUUCACAUUUCCACCAGAUUGUUAGUUCAAUCAUUGGUUCAACAUAGAAUGAUAAGAAAAGAGAAUAAUUGUUACAUGCUCCAGGAGCCAUUGAGCACCACUAAUCAAUUGUCACUAACUAAGCAUACUUCCACAGUAUUUGGUAAACUAUUGUAAGUAUUGACAUAUCCCUGGAGCUUUGGCAGCCUAAAGCUCCUUUAAGAUCAAUUUUGAUCAACCUUCAUAUCUCCUCCAGGCAUAACAACAAUACAGGACGCUGGCUGACCCGUUUCCGAGCAGUAUGGGAUCCCAAGCAGGAAGACUGCUUUGUAAUUGGCAGCAUGUUAAGGCCCAGGCAGAUUCCGGUUUUCCAUGAGAAUGGGAACCUUCUACACUCCUUCCAGGACUCUGAAUACCUUGGCUCUGUGUGCUCUAUCAAUGCCAUGCAUCCCACUAGGAAUUUGUUAGUUGGAGGAAACAGCAGUGGCAGACUGCAUAUCUUCUGUGGCUGACACAAGAAACUUUAUUUUUUUUCACAUUAAUCCUUAUUCCAUCAAGAUGAAUACAUCUUAAACAAACACACCAAGUUUGCUUUUUACGAGCUUGUCUGGUGUAAAUAAACCUUAAAUAACUAUGCAGAAAUAACUCUUAGACUGGUAUUCAUAACUGUAAGAGCGAAAAAUGUUGUAGGGUGCGUUCUCCCUUACUUUUAGCCCUGCCUAUUCUUUUAUUUUACCUGUUAAACCAUAGAAAGCAUACCGUUUUAUGCUUGCUGAUAUAUAGUUUUAGUGGAUGUUCCUGGAUAAGGAUUUUGUGUUUUAAUUCAUACAUAAAAUGCCUAGGGGUGUUGUGAUGGUAAAAAAAAAAAAAAAAUCCAUCAGGGUGUGUUCCUUUUAAAUAAGAUUAGCAUGUUUAUAUUCCUAAAGUUGGGUGAAAGUAUAAACCUUUCCUGAUCCAUUAAUAUAUGCUUGCACUUCGAAAACAAAAGAUCAAUAAAGAUUGAUUGACAGCUGCUCAUUUAUACUUUGUAUAAUGUGAAUGUAGUUUAAGGCAUGCUACAAAUCUUAGGGAGUAGCUGAUAUUAAAGAAAAUGCCUCUAUUUUCCCUUUAAUAUAUGCUUUGUUAUGAGGGUUAACUACCUGUUGUAAUUGUUUAAAGACCCAGUCUUAAGCGCUUAAAAAAACCCAAAACAUCCAUGCCAACCUGCGGUCUCAAAAAUAAAUGUACAGGAACUUGGAAUUCAGCAUUGCCAAUCUAAGUGUGUCAUAGCAUUUAAGUACCGUAAGUACAAGUCCUGCAAGUGCAACACAGUGACAAUUUAUAGAAAACAUUUCAUUUAAUCUUUGUACCAUCUGAUGCAAUGAUAUUUUAGCGUAACCAUAUAUGGUGGUUACUGUGUGCAUAAGUCUGUCCUGUCACAUUUUCAAACCUAUUGCAUGUUCUACUUUUCCCAAGGUGUUCCUCAGUUCAUUAAUGCAUUGUGUUUUUAUUCAAAUGUUGGAUGCUAUUUCCUAGUUAUAGUGCCACAGGUGGUACCUACUAUCCUUCCUUCGUUUGCCUUAUUUAAAUGUUUUCCUAGAUUUGUGUUGAGUAAGUUUGUUUUUUUUGCAUUUGUUUUCCAUCUAUCUCAUAUAAUAUACAUAUUUAACACACUUUAUCAUUUACUGAGUCUUUGUGGAAGUAUUUGUACUGGUUGCUGUAAAGUUGGGUUAGACAUUAUGUGGCUCGGGCAGCCAGCGUGAUUAAGGAGUUAGAAUAACGACACAUACAAUAUCAGUCCCAAAGGCAGAUAGAACAAUGUGUAGUGAAAAAUUGUAUCAAUUACCUUUGUGCCACCAUCAGCCUAUGGACAGAACCUCCAGUUUAGUCUGAAAGGUGCUGGGAUCAUUGACAGGGUUCCUUGUUUUUUGGUUUGUACCCAAGACAAUGUGACAGUGUCCUGUACACUUUCUUUAUAUUUAUAUAUAAUUUAUGUAAAGUCUACCAUUAUCACCCAUCAAAGUGAAAGCAUUCUAAUGUUUAACCCUAUUAUUCCCCACAACAAAGAUGAAGAACUCACUCAAGCCAUGUUAGAUCAUAAUUAUUUAUUUUUUUAAAAAGUUAUUGUCCAACGUAAGGACUACUAUGCAUGUCAUUCCUUCACACGCCCUGGCAGAUGUGUGGAAAACAUGACUUGGAAUUGGCACAUGGGACAUGUCAUUUCUGUUUUGUUAUGAGACCCAAGAGAUUCACAGUUGCAGUUAGUUUCCUCAGCAAAAACAUCAUGCGGUCUACUGGCUCAUGCGUGACCACAGCAUGUGUGCUCAGAACAGGAAACGGGAAAUCUUGGUAAACACAUGACUUAUGUCAAACAGCGAUGGGAUGUGCCCAGUAGGGCAGCUAAUCUAACACUUAACACAGUUACAAAGCAACCCAGCACCAGAAUGAAUUAUAUUUCUAGCUCCAGUUCUAGAAGAAGGGGAAAAAACUGCAUAGAAGGAUUUAUACACACAAUGACUAUGGAUACAUAACUCCUAAUCUAUCCCAUAUCAAGCCGACACCGGCACUUUUACAUGUUGUAUAGACUAGUUCUCUGCCUUCAUAUGGUUCUUCUAGGUAGUGUUCCCCCUAAACAAUUUUAGAACAUGCCCAAUCGGUCCAUGCAAAUGUGUAGACUGAUGUUUUAAAAUGAGCUGCAACUUAAUUAGUGUUUUUAUAUUUGCCAUAAUUCUUAGAGGCAACACUACCCUUGUCCAUUGACACAGUAGUCAAGAUGUCUAUGAAAUAUGUUCCUAACACAGAGACUUCAGAUCAUGUCGUUCUAUUCGGAAAUAAAUAUCUGUAUACACAUUUUGAUUGCUUGGUGCCAGUGCUUACUCUGCCAGGUGUAUAAAGGUAAUCUGACAGGAGGCUACUGUCUAGGAAAGAACUAACAAACAUUCACCUUGGACAAAGUGGAAUGCUGUAUGGGUACAUGUAUAAAAUGACGGAUUCUGUCUGCGUGGCUUUAUUUCCUAAUCAUUUAAAGGCCUCUUUCUAGAAAUACAUGUGCUGGUUGUUAAAGCAAGUAAUUAUUUUACCCACACUGCACUGUGAUAAACUGACUAGUUCUCCAUUGAAAUCUAUAAAAGUUUUUCCAUAAUGGACAGCUACAGGCAAUCUGAUGCCUCUAUGUACCUAAUAUUUAAAAUUAUUCAGAUUUGCUAUAUAGUGAGCAAAAGAAAAAAUGAAACCAUGACAGCUUUAGUUUAUGCUUCCAAUUAUGACUAUUGUUUUGCAUAGUCCAACUUUACCCCCAGAAUUUGAAUAGCAGGGAUCCCUUUACCCACCCCAAAGGGAACAUUUACCUGCAUCCCGAUAUGUUGUAAAGAAGAUAAUCGCCAGAAAUGGAAAUGCAAAAAUUCAAGCUGUCUGACUGGAAAAAUUGCUUGUGUAUUAAUUGCUCCAUGUAGAGCAAAUACUGAUCAUUGCUAGUGCAUACUCUUCAAUGCUGCCACACUAAGAAAUGCCACAUUUGCUUUGAACACAGGCCUAAGGACACAAGGAAAGCAAACCAUCUAUUUUGACUUAUUAACAUCACACAUGCUCCAACUCUUGAUCCUACAAUCUCCAGUGUUACUACUUGAUAAAGAAGGAUGGGGACUUAAAAGUGGCUCUGUCUUGAAAAAUAUUUUCUUCAUCACAUAGCAUUUAAUCAAAACAUUGUUUUAGAACAUGAAAUGCCAGUUUCUGAUUGGCUGCUAGUAUAAAAUGCAGCCCAUAAUUUUUUUUCCAUUCAUUCUUUAUCAGGGUUUCAUAGUUUUAAACUGUGAUGCAAUUUUAAUUUUCUAAAACUAUCAUAUGGUCAAAAUGUAAUUGGUUAUAUUUUUUUUAUUCUUAUCAGAAAUAGUAUUUUAUUUUGAUCUUUUUAGUUGACAUAUUUACAAUUUUCAGUGACAGGGACACUUUAAAAAAAACCAUCCUCUUUAAAAUCCAAAUAGACAAUCUUUCUACGUAACUUCUACAUCAUCAGUAGGUUACAGCAUAUUGCAAAAACAAAUAUAAAUAUAUUUUAUAUAAUGAUUGUGCACAAUGUUCAUCUGGUGUGUGUGAGUUGCCAAGUUACACAUUGGGGUGAGCAGUUGUCUUGCUCUCUAAUUCCUGUGAAUACCACCUACCAUUUGUUAAUUUAUUUACAUAACACGCCAACAAAAUAAAUUCUAAAAAGCAAUUAAAAAAACUAAAUGUAUUAUUAAUAACAAAAUAAUGCUAUUUUCAUAAAAUAUAACCUUGAAACAGUCUCUGCAAUAUAAAAGUAAGGUAAUAAUGUUUGGAGGCAAAGAGAUAUGUUCCCCAUAUCUAUGGGAAAUGGGCAGGUCCAUUGGGGAUGAGAAAAGGGCUGAGGGUUGGCCUGCAGCUACUGAUUACAUUGUAACAUAAAACAGCCAGAGGGGAAGGGCAUUACAGACUAGUGACUUACAGCACGACACACAGACAUCAAAGGCAUAUUUAUCAACAUGGGCAUCAAUAAAAUUUAACACACAGACAUUGGAGACGCAUAUCCCUUAUUUUAUCCCUACAUGUGGACACACACCUUCCAAGCUCACUCUACCCCUUCUCAUAGCUGGAUCUAGUGUAUGUUAUAACUAGAGAUCAAUGUCACAUACCCAUGUUACCUAGAUAGCUUUGUUUAAUACCCCUUGUAAUUACAGGUACCAGUAUAUAAGACCCCUAUCAUGCCAAGGUAUAAGAAUAUAAAAUCCUUCUCACUCAAAGAUAUUUAUGUAUAGUGCCCAUUCUCAUACAUAGAUAUCUGUGCUUAAUACCGUUUCCAUAUGCAUAUUGAAGUGUAUUUUACCUCUUCCCACACAGAUUUUGGAGAUAUAUACAACUCAUUCCAUUUAGUACCCAAUAGUAGACCUGCAUGUAUUUCAUACACUUAUCUAAUUAGCACUAUUUACGAACAGAUGGAAAAUUAAUAUUUGUUUUUCUGAUGUUUGAAUGUCGAUGACGCUAUUCCAAAUUGUUUAGGAAUCGGAUUAAAACAGUUUAAGUUAAAUCUACUUGCUUAGCCCAGAAUACUUUACUUUUGCUGUUCUGCAAAUUUUGUAUUAAGUAACAUGGGCCCUGUCACUAUCCUGCACAUCCUCUUUGCACUUCUGCUAUAAAAUAAUUGGGGACUACACCAUACACUUAUAGCACCACUGUCUGUUUUCUUUUAUCCCUCUAUUUCCCCUUGUUUUAUUUUUUUAAUUCAGCUUAGUUUUUUAAUUAUAUAUAAGAAAUAGUAGAGAGUAAUUUAUCUAUGGGAUGUGUGAUGCUUGGCAAUGGGUGAAGCUCAACAUUUCAUUUGCUAAGCUAACUUACCCAGAAUCCAUCAGUCAAAGGAAUUCUGCAGAAAGCAAACUGCAGACACCAUUGACAGAAAACAAACUGUAGGCGCCCAGUUAUUGAGAUCUGGCGUAAGGAAGGAAAGUUAAUACAUAUUAAUAAAGGCAAGUGGCAAAUAGGGUUGUAUUAUAAUUAAAGUGACUCUAUAGUCAUCAAAACAACUACAGCUUAUUGAAUUUGUUCUGGUGAGUAGAAUCGUUACCUUCAGGCUUUUUGCUGUAAACACUGUCUUUUCAGAGAAAAUGCAGUGUUUACAUUACAGCCUAGUGAUAACUUCACUGGCCACUCCUCAGGUAGCUGUUAGAGAUCCUUCCCGGGUCCUGGCUGCCUAAAAUGCAUCCUAACAUUCAGUGUCUACACUAGUGGUUCCCAAACUUUUUAGGUUCAAGGUGCCCUUAAUAUUUCAAUAUUUUUCCAAGGCACCCCAAGUCAAAAAAAAUUCUAGGUUGUAUACAUGUACAGCAUUGUGGCAUAUACUGGGCCCCUAAUCUUGGGAGUGGCACUGGUAUAUUGUUUAAAAGAAACAAUCUAGGCACAAUAACCACUACAUUACGUUGUAGUGGUUAUGGUGCCAGUAGUGCCCUCACAGGGUAAGUAGUCAAACUGUUUAAGAACAGUUUGACAACUUACCUGGAGUCUGCCGGGAUAGGGGCUGUAGUGUGUGUGAGGGUUGCAUUGCGUUUCUUUAAGGAUGUAGUUUGUGUAUGUGGGGCAGUUUGGGCACAGUGUGUGUGUGGGGGCAUGUAUUUGUAUGGAGGAGUAAUUGUGUGUAUGGGAGCUAUUGUGUGGCGUGGGGUCUGGGGGUAGGAGGGCAAAUUAAUAAAUAUAUACUUUUUAAAAAUGUUUUUAUUAAAAAUAAAAAUUAGAUCCCCCCCCCUCCCUGCUUAUCUUUGCCUGGGAGGGGGACAGUACAAGGCAAUCCCUGGUGCUCCCAGUGGUGAGAGUGAACUCUAGCAGCCUUGGGAGCUACCAGAGUUCACUCUUGCGAGAUUUGGAGCAUUGCUGUGGUAACCGCAGCAACGCUCCGAGCUCGCGAGAGGAGAACCCGACGGAGCUGCAUGUUUGAGCUCCCCCGGGUUCUCUCUCCUUCCCUCCCCUGCCGGCUGCCAGCAAAGUGCUGGCAAAACAGAGAGGGAGAUCUCUGAUUUCCCCUCUGGUCCUACAGAGCCGGCAGAGAAGAGCACAGUUUCUGGUGCUAUCAUCAUAGCACCGGGAAAAUAACUUGCUGCUCCCGGCACACAGUUUGGGAACCGCUGGUCUACACCCUCUGCAGGGAGACCCUGAACUUUCCUCAUAGAGAUGCAUUGAUUCAGCCAGGGCUGUGUUUGGCUUGUGCUGGCUCUGCCCCUGAUCUGCCUCCUUGACACUAUGGGAAAGCACUGUGAUUGGCUUUGAUCCACACUUCUGAUGAUGUCAGCCAAGCAGGCAGAUCAGGUGCAGAGCCAGCAGCAGCACACUGGAAUAAAGUAAGAUUUUACCAUAUUUUGGGGGCUCGAUGGUGUUUUUAACACUAGACGGUCAGGAAUACAUGUUUGUGUUCCUGACCCUAUAGUGUUUCUUUAAUAUGCAGUUGGCCUAAGAAAAGGAAAACAUGACAGUGCUAUUUUAAAGAGAAUUGGACUUUGUUCUCUCUUAGAGACAGACAACAGCAAUCCCUAAUGAUUGUUAGGAUUAGAUCUUCCCAGUGUCUGGGUAGUAAAAAGAGUGAGUGGUACAUAUCAUUCACAAAACGUUACUUUAGGAAGGUGAGAAGGACAUAUAGCUGAGGUUCUUAAAGCUGCAGGGUUGCAUGUGGUAUGAGAUGCCACUUAAUAUACCUUUAGGAAACCACUUUACAAACACUGCCCCUAUAUCUUGAGAAUUUCAUCUACAAUAGGCCAUAGAUACAUUCUGCUUCCUCCAUUCUAACCCAAAGAUGUCCUAAUGUCUGUUCACCUGAAGACAUACAACAAAACACAUACCAAUGACCAGCCCCUACCACACAGGAAUCAAUCAGGACACAUCUUUAAGCUCUCUUUUUUUUUAACAAAAACCUCCCACCGCUACUUGGUACUGGGACACAUGCUACUCACCUUAUCCUCCUACACUUACAUCGGGGGGACACACCUGUCACUGGUUCUAUUACACAUAAACUAUAUACCACUUACUGCCUUUUAACAGACAGGGACAGGUGAAAGGUAUGUGCCCCUCAGGUUUAAUACACAUCAGGAUGUAUAUCGCUCAAUUCCUAACACAUAAGUAGUGGAACACACUCCUCUUCUCCUAUGCUUAAAUAUCCAGACACAUAACUCCCACCCUAAAUCUUUAACCAUGUGUGCUGUAUGUAUCGAUCUCCAUUCAAUACAGCCAGAGGGACAAUCAACAUAUCAAAGGAUAUCUGUAACAUACAACCAGUAUCAGCAGAAAUGUGCUAGGUAUAAACGCAAUCAUUUUGUCUCUGGCCUCUAUACCUGUAUUUAGACAGCCUGCACUAACUACUCUAUAUUCCAAUGGGCACUGAAUGUCUUUGGAUCUCUGAAUUAUGACCUGUAUCUUGUUAGCUCUACAUUCCUUCAAGGGGUAACUCAACUAACUCUGUGUGUCAGCUCCAAGAAAAUCUGAAUCUGGUCAAUGUGUAAACAAUGUCAACACACAAAUUUAGACUAUAUCAACUAGCGAUCUCAUUCUAUAGACAAGCAGGGCUUAUUUAUAUACCUUUACAAACAAAGAAGCCAAUCUGGCUGCUGAAGAAGUAUAAAAAAAGUACAGCGGUCUCCAAUGAAUAUGGUUUUGAAUAGAUGCCAUUUUAUAGCUAUAGAGAGUUUUGCUCACUAUCCUGCUGAGUGUGAUCUAGAUAUGAGAUCAGCAUCUGACAGCAAUUGGAAGUCUUCUGUAAGUUUUUCCUGGAGCUGAGAAGAUGUGUGUGAAAUUACAAAGGUUGCAGUGACCCAGAGCAGGUCUAAUCCCCCCAUGCAGAUAUCAUAAUAAUUCAGGGGCACCUUCCACCCCUCUCACCUUGGCUUUAAUUCCCAAACCACCCUUAGCUAGAGAAGUUUCAGUGUAGUGCUAAUCUGCCACUUCUCCACUUUGAGCUAUGAAAGGUUUGUCAAUAGAGGGAUGAGAAGGGGAGGACAGUGGAAGACAUCACUCCUCAAAGUUAAAGAUGGCCACUGUGUAACACAGGUUCAGGAGUCUAUGAGGCGGAUAAUAGGGUGCAGUUUGCAGGACACCCAUCUCCGUAGGGGGCAGAAGUACUGAUAAUGAAACUGCUGGAAUUCAGGGGUGAGUCGGAUGUCCCUGAGAAAAGCUAAUUCCAGGUCAGACUCAGCCAAUAUGACAAGCAGCAGAAGCAAUGCUAAAAGAAGACAAAAUGUGACUGCCAGCAGUCGAAGCACACUUUGCAGAAACUUGUUUCCUUGCUCUGAUUCAGAUUCCCUCUGGCUGACCCCCUCUGGCCCAGGAAGAGCAGGUGGAGGAACUUCGGUGUCAGGCACACUGUGCACAGAGACAUCACCUUCCUCUUCUUGGGUGGUGCAUGGUGCCCCAUUCACCUGCUGCCCAAAAGCUGUCUCCAGGGUAGGAUCACACACAGGCGUAGGGAGGAUGCUGCAGCAUGGUGUAUAAGCUUCAUCACUGAUCACCGUUUCUCUGGAAACUCCAGGAGACAAAGCAUUGAUAUGAUCCGAGGAGCGAACAGGGGUGGAAUGUGCACUGUCACGGAGAGACUCCAAACC